CUGCUUUGUUGUUCGCCUCCAGUCCAGCAGGGGGCGGAAAUGGACCAAUCAGCUGCUUUGUCUCAGUUUGACCCCCAGCGGAAGUAAAACAAAACGACUCCAGCAGCAGCUGUGUUGUGUUUUCGUGUUUCAGCUGAAUAUCUCAGUAACAAUGUCUUCAGUUCAGCAUCUGAGAGAUUUUAUCAGAGAGAGACUAACUGCUGCUGCGGAAGAAAUCUUCAUUCAGGUAGAAAAAACCAUCGUCCGCUACGAGGAGGACAUUAAACUGAUAGAAACCUGCUGGAAUAAACCUCAGAUAAAACUCACCACGACCGAGCGCCCAAAUCAUCGUUUCCAUGGUGAGGAUGGGGUUCAAACUGACCAGAGUGCCAGUGAAGAACCAGAACCUCCACGUUUCCAGAGGAACCAGCAGGAACGCAGGCGUCUCCAUCAUCCAGACAGCCAGAAGGAACCAGAAUAUUCCUGGUUGAAUCAGAACCAGCAGGAAGCAGAACCUCCACAGGAGGAGCCGCGGUGUGCAGAGGUUAAAGAGGAGCUGGACGAACCAGAACCUCCGACUGGACCGAACCAGGAGGAGGUUAAAGAGGAACAACCAGAACUGCUGCAGAUUAAAGAGGAGGAAGAGGAAGAGGAGGCAUGCAGCAGCCAGCAGGUGGAGCAGUUCAUCCUGAAGCAGGAGCAUUUCGAUUUCACUGAACCUCUGAGCCAGGAAGCCGACCUCAGUGAGGGAGAACCCAACAUCCAGGGUCUGUACGCCGUCAGCUUCCCUUCGGCUGGGAACCAGAGCCACGAAGAACGCAGCUUCCCCGCAUCUGAUCCGACGGUGUCCGCCGCCGAUAAAUCGGUCAAAUGCGACGUUUGUGGGAAAGUCUUUAAGAAGAAGCAUCACUUCAACCGCCAUCAGAGGAUCCACUCAGGCGUGCGGCCGUACGCUUGUACGAUCUGCGGGAAAGGCUUCACGCAGAGCGGCCACCUGAAGAACCACAUCAGGACCCACACCGGCGAGCGGCCCUUCUCCUGUGACACCUGCGGGAAAAGUUUCUCUCAGGUGGUCAGCCUGAACGUCCACAUGCGGAUCCACACCGGCGAGAGGCCGUACGCCUGCGAAAUCUGCGGUAAAAGUUUUACGGUGGUGACCAACCUGAACUUCCACAGGGGAACCCACGCAGACGAGAGGCCGUUUCCCUGCGAGACGUGUGGGAAAGGCUUUGGGAACUACACGUCGCUCAAAGCCCACCGCAGGAUCCACACGCAGGGUCGGCUGCAUUUCUGCGAAACCUGCGGGAAAAGCUUCACCAAAAACGCAGCGCUGAAGGUCCACACGAGGACGCACACGGGCGAGAGGCCGUACCUGUGUGAACGCUGUGGGAAAUGUUUCAUCAGUAAGGGGGACCUGAAAGCUCACGUUAGAACGCACACCGGCGAGAGACCCUUCACCUGCGGGACCUGUGGGAAAAGUUUCAUCCAGAGAGGAACUCUGAACGUCCACAUGAGGAUCCACACCGGGGAGAGACCCUUCACCUGCGAGACCUGUGGGAAGAGCUUCCGCUACAGCAGCCACUUCCACGUCCACCGCAGGACUCACACCGGGGAAAACGCCUUCAGCUGCGACACCUGUGGGAAGGUCUUCACUCGGAUCCGCAGCCUGAACGUACACAUGAGGUUUCACACGGGCGACUGGCCGUUUUCCUGUGACACCUGUGGGCGGGGCUUCAGUAACGACUUCCAGCUGGACGUCCACAGGAGGACGCACGCCGGCGAGUGGCCCUUCUUCUGUGAGACCUGUGGGAAAGGAUUCUGCAGGCGCUUCAGUCUGAAGGUUCACAGGAAGACGCACACAGCUGAGAGGCCCUACAAGUGUGAAACCUGUGGGAAAAGUUUCCGUGACCCUUCGUAUUUAAACGUUCAUAAGAGAACCCACACAGGGGAGAAGUACUCCUGCUCCACGUGUGGGAAGAGCUUCACCCAGCUGGGCAGUUUGAACGUCCACAGCAGGACACACACAGGAGAGCGGCCGUAUCUGUGUGUGACGUGUGGAAAAGGUUUCAUCAACAGCAGCCAGCUGAGCCUGCACAGCAGGACUCACACGGGUGAGAAACCGUUUUCCUGCGACGCCUGUGGCCAGAGCUUCUCCAGGAACAGCAGCCUGGUGGUUCACAUGAGGACACACACCGGGGAGAGGCCCUUCCAGUGCAGGACAUGUGGGAAAAACUUCACCCAGUACGGCGUUCUGCAGAUCCACGUCAGGACCCACACCGGGGAAAAACCCUUUUCCUGUUCGGCUUGUGGAAAAAGAUUCAAUCAAAGCGGCAGCCUGAUCAAACACAUGCAGGUCCACACCCAGAGGAAAGCUGCUCCUCUCUGAGCCUUCAAAACGUAGAUCUACAGGUUAAAGACUUUUAGUUACCAUAGACCUGGAGGGUAGAUGUGGGUAACUCAUCUGGUUGCACCAACUUCUCUGCUGGGUUUCCAUCAAAUCGCUUCCUUAAAAUUCAUUUAACCUGGUUAAGUUACAGGUCAGUGAGACACAGUUAAAGUUUGGUUUUAGAUAUUAAUAUUUCUGCCAUCAGCUACAUUAAUAUGAUCUCCAAACAUAACAACAAAGAGUAAAACAUGACAGGAAGAUAAACAAGUUUAAUUCAAAUGAACCAAAAAUAUGUUUAUGUACGAAGGAGGAAACAUCUGAUUCCAUUAAUGAUUCUCUGAAAUCUGAA
Molecule: messenger RNA, 2714 nt
Organism: Poecilia latipinna (sailfin molly)
Lineage: Eukaryota; Metazoa; Chordata; Actinopteri; Cyprinodontiformes; Poeciliidae
Product: gastrula zinc finger protein XlCGF57.1-like
Exons: 3
Coding region: 152-2365 (737 amino acids)
Biological process (GO): regulation of transcription by RNA polymerase II
Molecular function (GO): DNA-binding transcription factor activity; RNA polymerase II cis-regulatory region sequence-specific DNA binding
Source: RefSeq, a predicted model, not a curated record